Messenger RNA from Drosophila mojavensis, 1788 nucleotides. Its product is annotated as T-box transcription factor TBX6. Gene Ontology annotation, biological process: heart development; regulation of transcription by RNA polymerase II; positive regulation of DNA-templated transcription. NCBI's taxonomy places the organism in Eukaryota, Metazoa, Arthropoda, Insecta, Diptera, Drosophilidae. The record is from RefSeq and is a predicted model, not a curated record. The transcript has 5 exons. Gene Ontology annotation, cellular component: nucleus. Bases 215 to 1513 code for a protein of 432 amino acids. Gene Ontology annotation, molecular function: DNA-binding transcription factor activity, RNA polymerase II-specific; RNA polymerase II cis-regulatory region sequence-specific DNA binding.
GGAAUCGAGUUGUGAGCGAACGAAUUUCAGAGCGCAACAGUUACAAUCUGAACGGCAAGGCGAGCAGUUCGUGAGUGAGCGAACAAACAAAGAGCAGAAAAAAAGAUCUGAUCGAGAUUUCGACUUAAAUCAGAUUGAAACGCGCUUUGAGAGUGAACAAUAAACAAGUCGUAAACAUUACUAAUUGUCAAAUAUUGUGAUUACAAUUAAAAAUAUGUUGGCACUGCCGAACAUUGCGGAUCUGCGCAUGCAGCAGCAGAUUGCGCACGAGCUUUAUCGCCAGCAAAUUAUGCAACGUCUGCCAGAUCCACUGUGCGGCCUUUUGCCCAAUUUCGGUUCGCAUUUCGUGGCGCCCGCAGUGGCGCAGCCCUCGCUGCCUGGCGUGGAAGCGAAGCUCGAGAACAACGAACUGUGGCAGCAGUUCCAUCACAUUGGCACCGAAAUGAUCAUCACAAAGAGUGGCAGACGUAUGUUUCCAUCGAUGCGUGUCUCGCUCAGCGGGCUGGAGGAGGAGGCCAACUAUUGCGUGUUGCUGGAGAUGGUGCCCAUUGGCGACUGUCGCUACAAGUUCUCCGGAUCCCAAUGGGUGCCGGCUGGCGGUGCCGAGCCCCAGAGUCCACAGCGCAUGUUCCUACACCCGGACAGUCCCGCAACGGGCAAACAUUGGCAAUCACAGGCUUUGCUGUUCAGCAAAGUCAAGCUAACCAACAAUACGCUGGACAACAAUGGACAUAUUGUCUUGGCCAGCAUGCACAAGUAUCAGCCACGACUGCAUGUGAUUCGCACAGCCGAUCUGACCCAGAUACCCUGGGCCCCGCAGCAGGCCUUCGUUUUCCCCGAAACUGAGUUUAUAGCUGUCACAGCGUAUCAGAACGAUCGCAUCACAAAGCUCAAAAUCGACAACAAUCCCUUCGCCAAGGGCUUCCGCGAGACGGGCCAGUCACGCUGCAAGCGUAAGCUUAACGACUCCUCCUCUGCGCCUGCACAUGCAGAGGGUACGGGAGCCGUCAACAACAUGGAGCUCACAGCCUCGCCGUCGGCCAAACGGCUGCGUCUUCCCGAAGAGCUCUCCCUGCUGCCUCCACAGCAACAGCAGCCAGCGAGCGGGCUGCUGAUGCCGCGCCAUUAUCUGCUGGAUACUCUGGAGGCCAAUUUCUAUCUGUCAGCGCCACCGCCGCCCCUGCCGUGCAUUGAUUAUGCCAGACACAUCGCCAGCUAUCCAAGUUGGGCCUAUUCGCCGCCAUCGCCCGAUUCGUCGCGUGCCUCCUCCUCCUCGUCUGGCUGCGAUUCCGCCGCCGAGCCAGAGACCGAUACCUUUGUAGAUGUAGUGGGCACCACGACAAGCCCGCCAGAGCCCGACCUGGAAUCCGAAUCGAUUAGCCGAAUCACUGGUAUGGCCAACGUAGCCGUUGCCGCUGCUGCUGCUGCCGCCGUUGCUGUCGCUGCGGUGCCGAAGCCCAAACGGAGCAGCUUCAGCAUCUUGGACAUAUUAGGAGUGAGCGUCUCGUCUUAGCUGUGGAGCUGCUGCCGCUGCUCCCAUUUCAGUUGUUCAGCUGUAUAGUUGUCGCUCCUAAGUGCCUUAUACAUUUAAUUAGCGUUUAGUUGCGUAGUCCGUAGGUUGUAUUGUGAUAUUUUGCAGUUAAUUAAGAUUUCCAGGUAUUUGCCAUCAGUAUUUAUCCUAAGUAUUUAUUAUGCAAUUUUAAUUGUUUAAAUGAUUUCGUAAUGGAUUUAUUGUCUUUGGCAUUUUAAUGCGAGUAAAUAAAGAUUUUUUAUAAGAAUUUCAGAAAA